UUUUAAAGUUCCUGGGGUGGGGGGGAACGACCGGGACAAAACCAGGAGAACAGGGUCAAAUUUAACCUCCGGACUAAAUAUUUCAUACGUCUUUAGUACCGGGAGGAUAGACACAAAUCUGAAGGCAAGGUGAAACGCGCAGGAAACCACCAGAAGGUCUCGACUUCCCGAUUAUAACGACAGAAAAUAGAGAAAAUGGCGGAGCCGGACAAACUAAACAUCGACUCGAUAAUUCAGCGUCUCCUGGAAGUCAAAGGCUCUCGGCCGGGGAAGAACGUUCAGCUAACGGAGAAUGAAAUCCGUGGCCUCUGCCUCAAGUCUCGGGAAAUCUUCCUGAGCCAGCCCAUCCUGCUGGAGCUCGAGGCUCCUCUAAAAAUAUGUGGCGACGUCCACGGUCAGUACUACGAUCUCCUCCGACUCUUCGAAUACGGAGGCUUCCCCCCAGAAAGCAACUACCUGUUCCUGGGAGACUACGUCGACCGAGGGAAGCAGUCGCUGGAGACCAUCUGUCUGCUUCUAGCCUACAAGAUCAAAUACCCAGAAAACUUCUUCCUGCUGCGCGGCAAUCACGAGUGCGCCUCGAUUAAUCGAAUCUACGGUUUUUAUGAUGAGUGUAAGCGACGGUACAAUAUCAAGUUGUGGAAGACCUUCACAGACUGCUUCAACUGUUUACCCGUGGCCGCCAUUGUAGACGAGAAAAUCUUCUGUUGCCACGGAGGCCUCUCCCCGGACCUUCAGUCGAUGGAGCAGAUCCGCAGAGUAAUGCGACCCACAGACGUGCCCGACCAGGGCCUGCUGUGCGACCUGCUGUGGGCCGAUCCAGACAAAGACGUCCUGGGCUGGGGGGAAAACGACCGCGGCGUCUCCUUCACGUUCGGGGCGGACGUGGUGGCCAAAUUUUUGCACAAACACGACAUGGACCUAAUAUGCAGGGCGCAUCAGGUGGUGGAAGACGGUUAUGAGUUUUUUGCUAAGAGGCAGCUCGUCACUCUUUUCUCUGCUCCCAACUACUGCGGAGAGUUCGACAACGCUGGUGCCAUGAUGAGCGUGGACGAGACGCUCAUGUGCUCCUUUCAG
Austrofundulus limnaeus is the source of this 1077-nucleotide messenger RNA. It is a transcript of the gene ppp1caa, whose product is annotated as protein phosphatase 1, catalytic subunit, alpha isozyme a. Gene Ontology annotation, cellular component: nucleus; cytoplasm. NCBI's taxonomy places the organism in Eukaryota, Metazoa, Chordata, Actinopteri, Cyprinodontiformes, Rivulidae. Gene Ontology annotation, molecular function: protein serine/threonine phosphatase activity. The record is from RefSeq and is a predicted model, not a curated record.